Messenger RNA from Lentinula edodes (shiitake mushroom), 1659 nucleotides. Its product is annotated as Alpha/Beta hydrolase protein. Lineage: Eukaryota; Fungi; Basidiomycota; Agaricomycetes; Agaricales; Omphalotaceae. The record is from RefSeq and is a predicted model, not a curated record. The coding region runs from base 1 to 1659 and encodes 552 amino acids. The transcript is spliced from 14 exons.
AUGACUCGCAACGCUCUGAACAUCGUUAACAGACUUUGUGUCUUUAUCCUCUUGGGAGCACAGGCACUCUCCCAAACCGUCACCGUCACCAUCGACACCUCUUCUGUCCUAGGAUCCAACGAAAAUCCCGCCGACAUCGAAAGCUUUUUGGGUAUCACUUAUGGUAUCGCUUCUCGCUUCAAACGCAGCUCCCCAAUCUCGUAUCUUGCUCCUGCUGAGGCAAUAGUCAAUGCCACGACAUUUGGCGUAGCUUGUUCGCAAACCGUUACAGCGGGCAAUCCCUUGAACUACGGAGCUUAUGGUUAUGGCGAAAAUUGUUUGACCUUGGAUAUUUAUCGACCUCCUAAUACCCUAGCAAAUGCCUCUUUACCCGUAAUGGUUUGGAUUUCCGGCGGAGCUUUCCUUCAAGGAUCGACUUCUGUAUACCCCGGCACAGGCAUUGUAGCUCGUUCCAUGGAACUGGGUCUUCCAGUCAUUACAGUAAUCAUCAACUACCGUCUUGCAUUCUGGGGCUUCCUUGGUGGUCAAGAAGCGGCAGACAAUAAUGCGCUAAACCUCGGACUAUAUGACCAAAGAGAUGCAUUGACUUGGGUUCAAAAUUAUAUCAGUAACUUUGGAGGAGACCCCGCGAAGGUUACAGUCUUCGGAAGUUCUGCUGGCGCCAUUUCUAUCGGACAUCAUCUGUUCACGACAGAUUCGAACCUCUUCCGCGCUGUGAUUAUGGGCUCAGGAACUGCUAGCACGUUAGCUGUACGAAAACCCAAUGACCCAGCCGUUCAAGCAGUAUACGAUGGUGUCGUCAACCUUGUGGGAUGCAACACCGCGAGCGACACAUUCGCAUGCCUUAGCACCGUUGACGAGGAUACGUUGUUCGAUGCUGUCAAUACCUAUGAUCCAGAUUCACUUUUCCAGCUUCGGCCUUGGGCUCCAAUCAUCGACGGAGAUCUCAUCCCAGAUGAUCCCUUCACUCUCAUUUCGGAGGGCAAGUUUACGGCCAAGCCUUUCAUCACCGGCGAUGUCGUGGACGAAGGAACAAGAUUCGUGGUUCCGCAGGCUAUCAACACCACCGCCGACUUCCUCAAUGUACUCGCUAUCGUGGACUCCCCUACUCUCACACCGAGCCCAUUCGCUCAGAAUCAAACCCUUGUAUCUUGUUUGGAGACGCUGUACCCUGCUACUCCCGCUGCUGGAUCGCCUUUCGGAACUGGUAAUGUUACAUUCUUCGGAGAUCAGUUUAAGAGAGCCGCGGCUGUGAUUGGAGAUGUGCACUUUCACUCACAAAGACGUGCGUUCCUCGCUGCCACAGCGAAGAAGAAUGUGCCGAGCUGGAGCUAUCAGCUUGCUCAAUUGACUAGCACCGACCCUUCGGUAGCUUGGGAAGGUGUCGCCCAUGAGACUGAUGUUCCAUUUGUUUUCAACUCGUAUCCUUCGACGGACGGCGAUCUUUACACCGUUGCUUCCUACAUAUCUGCCUACUGGGUGGCAUUUGCGAACAAUCUUGACCCUAACGUAUCUGGACUCCCUACAUGGAACGAGUACGGGUCUAGCAAACAAUCUUUGCAAAUCGAAGCUGGUGCAACCGAGAUGAUUGCUGAUAACUUCCGCCAAGCUGGAAUCGAAUUCUUGACGACUGCUAGAGCACAAAUCUAUAACGCUUAA